AAAGAAGCUUCUUCAUCUUCAAGUCUCGAGCGCAUUAAAGAAAAUCAGAGAGCUGAAAGCCCCAGCUACCACCAUCAUCAUCUCCCUCUCUUGACCUGGUCGAGAUCCGUCGCCUCCUAUGCAUAGCUACCACAUCGCCGACGGCGUAUAUACGUGUGUGUACGCCUCGCACUGGCCUGACCAAACCAGACCAACAAGUGUGCCGAGAAAUUGUCUCCUACCUUAUUCUUGGAAGGAUCCAGCUUUGGUUUUGGUUGUCCCUUGGUCUCCGGCAGAGAGGUGGUAAUGGCGCACGGCGGCGACUGAAGGGCGCCGGUAUCGAUCGGUGCCGAUCUGUAUACUCUGCACUUGUGCACACAGCUCGGUUUUACAGGAUAAAGACCUUGAGACGCCAUGACCGGAAAAGGUGCCAAGUCGGUUGCGACUGGUACGACGCCUCCUCAACGCAACGGGGCCGACACGAAGGCCGUCCCCAACUACCUCAGGCCAUCGACCGGCUCAUGCCACAACGCCUGCAAGUACGGUGGGCAUCACGCAUUCGAGGAGAAAGAGGUUCCCAAGGACCAACCGAGACCUCGGAAGCAGCCAUCGGCUUCUGAUGACCAGAAGAGAAGGCUCGUAAAGGUGCGAUCAGUGUCCUGGAGGCGUGUCGGAGAUUUCGGCAAAACCGGGAAGGCCGACAGGCUCGUCGGGGAGACCGUGGAGUGGAAGGACAUUGUGGCCUAUGAUGCAGUAGAAGUGCUUCCACUUCCAGCUAAUGGACCUGAUGGAAGGAAGAGUGAUGUGAUGAAGGGGAAAAAGCCAUUUGCCAAGACCACUGGGCAGGAGAUUGUUGCCAAGAAGCCAACUGAAUCACUGAACAAGAAGCUAGUUAAGACUGUCCGAUCAAAGCUGACCGGGAAGGCCUCGACAAGCUCUCAAGCCAUUGGUGGAGCAAAGGAUGCCUCAUCUUCUGAUAACAAGAAAAUGAUUGACAAGAGCACAAAGAGCGUGAAACCUCUGAAAACGAAGAAAUCGACAACAUUGCCCAUCGAAAAGAAGGUUGUGAGUCAAGAAGUAGUUCAGGGAGAUGCAACUACUGGUGAUAAACAAGGGGAGACAAUCUACCCUCCUGACCAAGAAGAGCAUGCUGCUGUUUCUGAAUCAGGCAAGCCUAUCCCGGUGCAUCGAAGGGCGAAGAGCAUGAGCAUCAGCAGCCGAUCGGUGCGCUUUCCGUUUAUCCGACAGGCCAGCAAGAAUGCAGCCACCUUCAAGCUGCGCUCCAAGAGCAGCAAAGCGCCAGUCCUGGCAGAUGAAGAUGAGAAGCCCACGAGACUCAGGUUCAGAAAGGGGAGAGCAGCGGCAGGCGAGGAACCCAGCAGUGGCAUCCAGCUGAGAAUUAGGAGCCUCCGGAGGCGAGGGUCCGGCAUCUCCCGUGGCGCGACGAGCACGGGCUUCGUCGUGCCGGAGGUGACGCUGAGGCAUCAGAAGACGCUGGAGAAGAAGAAGAGCCGGAGGCUAUACAACAACCUGAUCGAGGAGACGGCCAGCAAGCUCGCCAAGAGCAGGAAGAGCAGGGUUAAGUCCUUGGUUGGGGCAUUUGAAACUCUCAUCUCCAAGAUUGGGAAGUAGAGUUCAGUAUGUACAUCGCACAGUUUGCCAUGAACAUAUUGAUAUUGGGUUCCUUGGAUUGGAUGGUUUGUUGCCUGACUUGUAUAAUCUUCAUAUAAUUGUUUAUUCUGGCAAUCCGAAUGCCUCAAAGUGAAGAUACUGAACACUGCUACGGUCUAGUCUUGAGUCUGUACAGGCCUUCCUUGCUCCUAGUUCAAUUGGGCAGAGCUGAAAUGAAGACCUUCUGCAGAGAUGUAGUACGGAGUAGUAUAGUUUUGAUGGAGCCAUGCUUGAUCCUGUUUAAGAUAGUGUAUUCGUGUGGGAAGCAAAAAUCUAUGUUUUUGUUUUCAUUUAUUUUUAGACUUCUAUUAGUAAUGCCUAGGAAAGGUUAGAAAAUGCAUGGGCGCAAGAAUAUAUGUAGAUAUAAAAAUUCAUAACCUAAGCUACUUAUGGCCUCCUU
This is a messenger RNA of Brachypodium distachyon (stiff brome), 2050 nucleotides long. Its product is annotated as autophagy-related protein 10. Bases 394 to 1611 code for a protein of 405 amino acids. Gene Ontology annotation, molecular function: calmodulin binding. The record is from RefSeq and is a predicted model, not a curated record. NCBI's taxonomy places the organism in Eukaryota, Viridiplantae, Streptophyta, Magnoliopsida, Poales, Poaceae. The transcript is spliced from 2 exons.